CCAAGAAUCUUCAGCGAAAAACGACGUGUGUUUGCAAGCAGCCGUCGCUUGGUCCUGCGGCAGUGUUUUAAAUUUUAAAUUUUUGCUGAUAAAACUCAAAAAUCGCCUUCAAUUUGUGUUCAACCGGAUCAGAAACCACUGCCCUCAAAUGGAUAAGCAAGCGGAUAGUGAAAAUACUGCCCCUGCCGGUGGAAAACCAACGAAAAAUGGCAACGGCAAGGACAAAGGUAAAGCAAAUCAGCAGCAGCAGCAACAACAACAGCAACAGCAGCCUUCGGUCUCAGCAGCGCCGAAGCCGGUCGUGAAGCGUAAGCGUAAGCGCGUCAAGGAUGCAAAUGCGCCUAAACAUCCCCUCACCGGAUACGUUCGUUACAUGAACGAGAAGCGUGAUGCCUUCCGGUUGAAACAUCCCAACCUAUCCGUGAUGGAAAUCACCAAAAUACUCGCCGAAGAGUGGGGAACUCUGUCGGAAGAGGUGAAGAAGCCAUUCCUGGAAGCGGCGGAAGCCGACCGGGAACGUUACCACCGCGAGGUCACCGAGUACAAGCAAAACAGCGAAGCGAGCAAAAAGCCCAAGACCAACGGAGGAAGCGACUCGGAUCUCAGCAAGGAAGUUCCCUACUUUAACGGAAGGGAGGAGAAACAGCGGGUUGAGAUGCGCGUCGGAGACUAUGAGAUUCCGAUCUUUACCGAUGAUUUCCUGGAGCACAACAAGGUCAUCGACUCGGAGCUGAGGAUGCUUCGGAAGUCGAACAUUGACUACGAGCAGCAGAAUUCCGUUCUGGAGAAACACGUCGAGAAUAUGGACAAUGGCAUCCAGAAGUUGGAGAACGAAACAAACGGUCUGAAGACUCGGAAUGCGGUUCUUCAGAGUUACCUGCAAAAGCUGAGAACGGUGCUGGCCGGGGCGUUGGCCGGGUUGCCCAUUGGGUCAGGGAAGGAGGGAGCCACGGUGGACAACAUCGAUCGGUAUAUGGGCGAGUUGCAUCAGAUGGCCAAAUCGAACAGCCAUGGACACGCGUUGAACAAGGCCAAGGACAUCAUCCGGAAGUUGGACCUGCAGAGCUUGGCCACCUAAGAGUGAGUGUUCCAAGUGCGCAGGUAAGUUUAUGUUCGUAAGUCAUUCGGAUUUUAGUUUGUUGUAUUAUUUCUUCGUCAUAUUGGCUUUCGCCGAUUGGUCACGUGGUCGAACUGUAUCGAAUAUAUUAUCCUAAGAGUAAGCGUCAAGUUA
Aedes albopictus (Asian tiger mosquito) is the source of this 1231-nucleotide messenger RNA. RefSeq names its product high mobility group protein 20A (gene Hmg-2). NCBI's taxonomy places the organism in Eukaryota, Metazoa, Arthropoda, Insecta, Diptera, Culicidae. Bases 149 to 1078 code for a protein of 309 amino acids. Gene Ontology annotation, biological process: regulation of gene expression. The record is from RefSeq and is a predicted model, not a curated record. The transcript has 2 exons. Gene Ontology annotation, cellular component: nucleus.